AUGUCUCAUCUCAACUUGGUCGCAUUCCUCGAGCCUCUCCCAGGCAAAGCCGACAGAGUCGUUGAGAUCCUCUCUGAAAUCGCAACAAGCACUGAAUCCGAUGAACCUACAUGUCUCCGUUAUGAGAUCACACGUCAUACCGAUGAUGAGACCAAGACUGAGCAGAUCAUCAUGAUUGAAGCUUACAAAGAUAAGGCUGCUUUGGAUGCUCACAUGAAAUCCGAGCAUUUCCUGAAAGGCGCUGGGAAAUUGCAGGGGGAGAAUUUGAUGGCGAAGCAGAUGGAUUUGAAGAUUUCGACUCCGGCUGGAGGAUUUGCUUCGAGAUUGUAG
Molecule: messenger RNA, 330 nt
Organism: Glarea lozoyensis ATCC 20868
Lineage: Eukaryota; Fungi; Ascomycota; Leotiomycetes; Helotiales; Helotiaceae
Product: Dimeric alpha+beta barrel
Exons: 3
Coding region: 1-330 (109 amino acids)
Source: RefSeq, a predicted model, not a curated record